Messenger RNA from Hymenoscyphus albidus, 205 nucleotides. NCBI's taxonomy places the organism in Eukaryota, Fungi, Ascomycota, Leotiomycetes, Helotiales, Helotiaceae. The record is from the annotation of a GenBank genome assembly.
AUGUCGAGUUUUAAUGGUAAUAUGAAGUUUACCAAUUCCAGUCGGGGUUUGGACGAGGCAAAGGAAGGAAACGAAGAAAAAUAUAACUAUCAAGCACCGCUGUCUAGAGAAGCUUUAUCGAGAUGGGAUCCCGAUAAUGCGGUGCGGUACAUCCAAGCAACCUCAUAGAAUAAUGAUCCAAAAGGAAAGGUCUGGAACAGAGUAG